AUGGCCCCCCCGCCUGUCAUUCAUGAGGGCUGGGUUCUGAAGAAACGGAGAAAGAAGAUGCAAGGCUUUGCCCGUCGUUACUUUACUUUAUAUCAGUCAGGAAUGUUGUCCUACGCCUUUGAACCUGGUCAGCCUAUCAGGGACCAUGUAUUCCUUCACAAUGCAGCCAUUUCCACCUCUCCUGGGCGCAAGGAUAUCCACGUCGACUCCAAUACUGCAACUUUCCAUAUCAAAUGUCUCAGUACUGACGACUUCGAAAAAUGGAUGUCGGCCUUCAGGAAGUUCAUUUCAGUUGGUCUUGAGGCAAAAAAGACUGCUCUGCACCGCCAAGCCUCGAGGAAAGCGAGCCUUAAUUUGAAUUUAAACCGCUCUGGCACUCUACUUGAGGAAAUGGGGACUAGCAUUGUAGAACUCGAGAACUCCAUCUCAUCGUUGAUUUUGGACCUUAAUCCUCCACGAAUACCGAGUUUGAAUAGGAAGCAUGCACACAGCAAAGAGUCCAUGUUCGCGUUGUUUAAGAGGCCACAUCACCAUACGUCACAAGAAGCUAAUCAGGAUUUCGCGCAUGAAGUUCCCCACUCAACAAUCAAACAUGAAACCCUUCAAGACGUUAAGAAUAAAUUUGAAGUCGUGAAAGCUCAAUAUACGUCGCUUGUUAAACUCAUGCAAGAGUCGUUGAAUGAUUCUACACUCAUGGCCCCUCUUCCAUCUACAGUGGAAGAAGAAGAAUUGCCUGAGCAUUUUAAUCAAAGGACUUCGACGCCUGCUACUAGAAAAUCAUUUCGGGAUUCAAUUGCUAGUACGAGUGACAGCGUAGUGGAAUGGUUUGAUGCGGUCGACGAAGGACCUCAGGAAUUCAUAAUGGAUUUGGGCCACGACGUUUCUGAACCUGGCAGUCGCCUACUGUCCACUAGUACAGAAACAUCGAGCAUUGAUACUGACAUUGAAAGUGCAUCAUCUGAACCAGUACAAGACGUCGUUGCGUCUGGGACAGUACAGGUUGUCCGCCGGACUCAACUGCCAUGUUUACCGCCAAGUGACGAAGGGAGUUUGUUCACUAUUUUAAAGAAGAAUGUCGGCAAGGACCUCUCAACAAUCACUUUUCCAGUGACUUUUAACGAACCGUUAACCAUGCUGCAAAGGACAGCAGAGGAAGUCGAGUACUACCACCUUCUUGAUGACGCUGCAGCAACAGAUGAUCCCGUGGCUCGCAUGUCAUAUAUUGCAGCAUUUGCUGUAUCUGGAUAUGCUCACACUCGACAUCGAUCUGGUCGCAAAGGAUUUAAUCCUAUGUUGGCAGAAACAUUUGAAGAUAUUCGAAUGAAGUUCAUUGCCGAGAAAGUCCGUCAUAAUCCGCUUGAAAUUGCUUACCAUGCCGAAGGAACAAACUGGGAGCUUAGUGCAACCUCAUGUGGCAAAACAAAGUUCUGGGGAAAAAGCUUGGAAAUAAUACCCCUGGGAAUAAACCGCCUCAGAAUAGGCGACGAAUCUUACGUCUGGAAGAAGCCGUCUUCAUUUAUCAGGAAUCUUAUGGUCGGAACAAAGUAUUUUGAACACACCGGAAAAAUGACCAUCGAAAACAUGACAACUCAAUAUCGGUGUGUAAUCGACUUCAAACAAAAUGGAUACUGGGGCCCCACGAAUGUUGUGUCUGCCCAAAUUUAUGAUUCAGAUGGCGAAACAGUUGGACAUUUGGACGGGAAAUGGGAUGAUCAAAUUUCGCAAAUGCUGGAUGAUUCCCAUUUCCACGUGCUUUGGAAAAUUAACCCUUUUCCAAAAAACGCCCCGGAAUGCUACGGCUUUACUUCAUAUGCCAUCACUUUGAACGAAUUGGAUGGUAAUUCUGUUGGAAAACUCCCCCCCACGGAUUCUAGACUUCGGCCUGAUGUCAGAGCCCUCGAAAACGGAGAAUUGGACUUGGCGGAAGAGGAAAAGUUAAGGGUUGAGCAGUUACAACGCGAUAGGAGAAACAAAGGCGUAGAGCGACAGCCAAGAUGGUUCAAACAGGUCGGGGAUGAAUGGCAUUAUACCGGUGGUUACUGGGAAGGCAGGUCCCGAGGAUGGAAGCAGGAUCCUAUUUUACCCCUCUGGUAA
Molecule: messenger RNA, 2094 nt
Organism: Psilocybe cubensis
Lineage: Eukaryota; Fungi; Basidiomycota; Agaricomycetes; Agaricales; Agrocybaceae
Exons: 9
Coding region: 1-2094 (697 amino acids)
Biological process (GO): endocytosis; exocytosis; ER to Golgi ceramide transport
Cellular component (GO): plasma membrane; perinuclear endoplasmic reticulum; cytosol
Molecular function (GO): sterol binding
Source: RefSeq, a predicted model, not a curated record